GCUCAGGUUUACACCUGUAGAAACAAGAAACUUUCACUUGGGAGAAUUUUUGAAUCACACCUGUUGGUUUAACUGCGCAGGUAGCGCGCACACUUUCUUUUUAACUCGUCCAAACGUUUUCCAUGGAAACUAAAAUGAGUUCUCUGACGUUUUAUCUCGACACGGACAGAACUUUAUCCUUACGCCAGAAGUGAUAGUGAAUUCAAACCACGGCUUUGAAUCAAAGGCAUUUCUGCGUUUCUGACAUGGCUCUGCGUUACUUCCUGGCCUGUUUGGUUCUUCCCUCCUGUCUCGUCUCUGGAGAGCUUCUGAAGUACAGUCUCCUGGGGCAGAAGGUCCACCUGAAGCCAGACAUCACCGGACACCCUGACGAGAUCCUGUGGAAACACCAAGACAGCACAGUGGUGACAUUUAAUGGGAAGGAGGAACAUGUGUACAGCCUUUAUCAAAACAGAGUCACCCUUGACUGGGUCUCUGCAGAACUUUACAUCACAGACCUCAGACGUGAAGACAGCGGAGUGUAUGAAUUGGAAACAUUGGUGAACAAAAAGUGGCAACGUUUCCGGUAUGAAUUAGAGGUCAUAGGCAAGGUUACCAAACCCAGCGUCUCCUGUGACAUGAACAGCAGCAGCUCUGACACACGUGGAGCCCGGGCGACGCUGACAUGCUCUGCUGAGCCAACACAGCCUCAGUCCUUGAUGAAGUAUGAGUGGGAGUCAAGUGCAAAUAUGCUGCCCGGCCCUGAGUUAACAAUAUUGCUGGAGGAUGAACACGACGAUAAAAUAUACACUUGCAGGGUGAGCAACCCUCUGACUUUUGAAACAACGACAUUCAACGCAAAGACUUGCUACCCUGAUAAAAGUUCCUCAUCCAUACUGAACAUCUCCGAGGGCCUUGUCAACAGCUCCAGGAGAGUCUGA
This is a messenger RNA of Paralichthys olivaceus (Japanese flounder), 920 nucleotides long. Lineage: Eukaryota; Metazoa; Chordata; Actinopteri; Pleuronectiformes; Paralichthyidae. The record is from RefSeq and is a predicted model, not a curated record.